AUGGCUGACGAUGGCAUGCUCCUCAACUUCGACAUCGGCGACGGCCCGCUCGUCGCGAAGCCCACCUUCAAGGGUGGCCGCUGGAAAGACCGAUUGACCGCCAAAAAAGCCGCUGCGCGCCGCGAGAAAAAGUCAAACCCGAAGCCCACUGCUGACGACGAUGCACAACCUCAUUCCGACCCGAGACCCGUCAAGCGCCAGCGCGUCGAUGACCACUUCGGUCAGCAAAAGAGCCACGCGAAACCCAACCAGCCCGCGAAAAAUGCGCCGCCCAAACAAGUCGUGUCCUCCCUCUUCACCUUCAACCCGGCCUCCAAGACUCAGGCCGAGAAGAAGCGCGAGUUCGAUAACGAAGAGCCUAUCGCCCCUAGUAACGCCCCGCUGUCUCCCGAGCUCGAGACCUUUACCAAGCUCGGCCUUUCCCCGAACCUGGCCAGCCAUCUGUUGAACAAGCUCUCCAUAAAAGCCCCCACUGCCAUUCAGAAGUCGGCCAUAUCACAGCUGGUGAGCGAUGACUCGGAUGCUUUCAUACAGGCUCAGACUGGUUCCGGAAAGACGCUGGCAUAUGUGUUGCCCAUUGUACAGCGGCUGGUGAACCUGGGCAAGGAUAACGUCCACCGUGACUCCGGUCUUUUCGCUAUAAUCCUCGCGCCGACACGUGAAUUGAGUAAGCAGAUUUCUGUCGUGCUGGAAAACGUCCUGCGUGCCACCAACUGGAUUGUCUCUGGCACUGUCAUUGGUGGUGAGAAGAAGAAGUCGGAAAAGGCUCGCGUUCGGAAAGGCUUGAACAUCCUGGUCGCCACCCCCGGUCGGCUUGUCGAUCAUCUUGAGCAUACCGAGGCCCUGGACGUUGGCAACGUGCGAUGGUUGGUGCUGGAUGAAGGCGACAGGCUGAUGGAGCUCGGGUUCGAGAACGAUAUUCAGAAGAUCGUCGGUGCCCUUAACCUGCGCAUGAAGGCGAGCAAGGCAAGAAUACCCGGGUUGCCCGCCAAGAGGAUGACCAUCCUGUGUUCGGCAACCAUGAAGAUGAACGUUCAGCGCUUGGGCGAGAUCAGUUUGAAGGAUGCCGUGCACAUUCAGAAUGACUCUUCCGAAGAAGAAACGAAGGAGUCGACGACGUUCCUGGCCCCAGCCCAGCUUCGCCAAUCAUACGCUGUCGUGCCCGCCAAGCUUCGGUUGGUUACCCUGGUCGCCGUCUUGAAGCGUGCAUUUGCAAGGAAAGGAAGCGUCAUGAAGGUCAUCGUUUUCAUUUCGUGUGCCGACUCGGUCGAAUUUCACUUUGAAGUUCUGGCACGAGAUCCAGAGGAGGAGUCCAAGGAGAAGCGCAGCGAAGAGGCUGAUAAGGAGGAAAAGAAGGACGAGAAGUCCAGGUUCGGGGAUAGGAAGCGCAAAAAGUUUGAGCCGACCAAGAUCGAACCUGUUACGACAAACCGCACAACUGCACCAUCACCCACCUUGUCCGGCGAGGAUAACCCGGUCACCGUCUACAAACUCCACGGUUCCCUCGCUCAGUCUCUCCGUACAUCGACCCUUCAGUCCUUUACUAAGAGCACCACCCCAGCUGUGCUUGUCUGUACUGACGUAGCUUCACGUGGUCUCGAUCUCCCUAAUGUAGACUUUGUCAUUGAAUACGACCCGGCGUUCGCCCGGGACGACCACCUCCACCGCAUCGGUCGUACCGCUCGUGCCGGCAGGGACGGGCGCGCCAUGAUCUUCCUGCAGCCGGGCGACGAGGAGGGCUACGUCGACAUCCUCAAGCAAGACCGGCCUUCGACCGACUCGGGUACCACCGGGCUUGUUCGGCACGAUGCCAACGAACUGCUCCGCAAGGCCUUCAUGCCAGCUGGUGUCAUCUCCAAGGCGGCGUGGGAGGACGCAGCCACCAGCUGGCAGCUCGACGCCGAGCGCUGGGCCCUUGCGAAGCCGGGCCGCCUGGAGCUGGCGAGACGCGCGUACCAGAGCCAUGUACGGGCCUAUGCGACGCACGUCCAGGACGAGCGCAUCUACUUCAACAUCAAGGAGCUGCAUCUCGGACAUCUGGCUAAAGCCUUCGGGCUGCGCGACCGGCCCGGUGCUAUCAAGGUGCCGGGGCUGCGACCGGAUGCGGCAAAGGGCAAGGAGGACAAGGGUCGCAGAGUCAGGGAGAAGGCGGUGGGUGGAGACUCGUCCAGCCGGUCAGCGUCGGGCGUGCAGGGCGGAAACGAGGUAGACGAGGCGGGCAGGAAGAUGAGGGCAUUGGCGAGGAAGAUGGCAGGUGGGGCCAGCGAGUUCAACCUGGGAUGA
This is a messenger RNA of Lasiodiplodia theobromae, 2283 nucleotides long. Its product is annotated as ATP-dependent RNA helicase dbp7. The transcript has a single exon. Gene Ontology annotation, molecular function: RNA helicase activity; nucleic acid binding; ATP binding. Bases 1 to 2283 code for a protein of 760 amino acids. The record is from RefSeq and is a predicted model, not a curated record. Gene Ontology annotation, cellular component: nucleus. NCBI's taxonomy places the organism in Eukaryota, Fungi, Ascomycota, Dothideomycetes, Botryosphaeriales, Botryosphaeriaceae. Gene Ontology annotation, biological process: ribosome biogenesis.